This is a messenger RNA of Tripterygium wilfordii, 3728 nucleotides long. Its product is annotated as DNA damage-binding protein 1. The record is from RefSeq and is a predicted model, not a curated record. The coding region runs from base 163 to 3429 and encodes 1088 amino acids. The transcript is spliced from 19 exons. Gene Ontology annotation, cellular component: nucleus. NCBI's taxonomy places the organism in Eukaryota, Viridiplantae, Streptophyta, Magnoliopsida, Celastrales, Celastraceae. Gene Ontology annotation, molecular function: protein binding; nucleic acid binding.
GCGCACGCCUUUCGCUGUGCCGCGCUGAGCGAGGGAAGUGAGUGAAAUAGAGAAGAGCCCAGAAGCCUCACACACCGAAAGCUAUCGAGCAGAUACAGAGAUCUCCCAGUCUUACGCGCACAGUCACGGAGAGGGAGAGGGAGAGGAAGAGAGUGAGAGAAAAUGAGUUCAUGGAAUUACGUCGUCACGGCUCACAAGCCCACCAACGUUACCCAUUCCUGUGUCGGCAAUUUCACCAGUCCUCAGGAGCUCAAUCUCAUUAUAGCGAAAUGCACCCGCAUCGAAAUCCAUUUGCUUACGGCGCAGGGAUUACAGCCUUUGCUGGAUGUGCCAUUAUAUGGAAGAAUAGCUACCCUUGAGCUUUUCCGCCCUCAUGGUGAAGCACAAGAUCUUUUAUUUGUAGCAACUGAAAGAUAUAAAUUUUGCGUUCUCCAAUGGGAUGCUGAAUCGUCGGAGCUUGUUACAAGAGCAAUGGGGGAUGUGUCAGACCGUAUCGGUCGUCCAACAGACAAUGGUCAGAUUGGUAUAAUUGAUCCGGAUUGUAGAUUAAUUGGACUUCAUCUAUAUGAUGGGCUAUUUAAGGUUAUUCCUUUUGAUAAUAAGGGACAGCUGAAAGAAGCAUUUAACAUCAGGCUUGAGGAGCUUCAAGUUUUGGAUAUCAAGUUUCUUUAUGGCUGUCCAAAGCCCACAAUUGUAGUUCUGUACCAGGAUAACAAAGAUGCUCGUCAUGUCAAAACAUAUGAGGUUGCUUUGAAAGAUAAAGAUUUUGUUGAGGGUCCAUGGACCCAAAACAAUCUUGACAAUGGAGCUGAUUUGCUAAUACCAGUACCCCCACCCCUCUGUGGUGUUCUCAUUAUUGGUGAAGAAACAAUUGUCUAUUGCUGUGCUAAUACUUUCCGAGCGAUCCCAAUAAGACCAUCCAUCACAAAGGCGUAUGGAAGAGUUGAUCCCGAUGGUUCUAGAUAUUUACUUGGUGAUCAUGCUGGGCUUCUUCAUCUACUUGUUAUAACCCAUGAGAAAGAGAAGGUCACUGGACUCAAAAUUGAGCUCUUGGGGGAAACUUCUGUUGCAUCAACGAUUUCUUAUCUUGACAAUGCAUUUGUAUACAUAGGCUCAAGCUAUGGAGAUGCACAGCUUGUAAAGCUAAAUCUACAACCUGAUGCCAAAGGUUCAUACGUAGAAGUGCUGGAAAGAUAUGUGAAUUUGGGGCCAAUUGUUGACUUCUGUGUGGUGGACCUUGAGAGGCAAGGCCAAGGCCAAGUUGUGACUUGCUCUGGCGCGUACAAGGAUGGUUCUCUACGCAUAGUUCGAAAUGGAAUCGGAAUCAAUGAGCAAGCUUCGGUAGAACUUCAAGGUAUCAAGGGAAUGUGGUCAUUAAGAUCUUCCACUGAUGAUCCAUUUGACACCUUCCUGGUUGUUAGUUUCAUCAGCGAGACUCGGAUUUUAGCAAUGAAUCUUGAUGAUGAACUUGAAGAAACUGAUAUAGAGGGUUUCUCUUCUCAAGUACAGACAUUAUUCUGCCAUGAUGCUGUGUACAAUCAACUUGUACAAGUCACUUCAAGUUCUGUAAGGCUAGUAAGUUCUACCUCAAGAGAGCUUCAAGAUGAAUGGCCUGCACCUCCAGAUUAUUCAAUCAAUGUUGCCACAGCAAAUGCCUCACAGGUUUUACUGGCAACUGGAGGAGGUCACUUGGUCUACCUGGAGAUUGGUGAUGGGAAGUUGACACAAGUUAAACAUGCACAGCUGGAGUAUGAGAUCUCAUGCCUUGACAUAAAUCCCAUUGGUGAAAAUCCAAAUUAUAGUCAGCUAGCUGCAGUUGGAAUGUGGACAGAUAUAAGCGUGACGAUAUUGUCACUCCCUGACCUAAAUCUCAUUGUGAAAGAGCAUUUAGGGAGAGAGAUAAUACCUCGCUCUGUUCUUCUAUGUUCUUUUGAAGGGAUAUCUUACUUGUUAUGUGCCCUUGGAGAUGGUCAUCUCUUGAACUUCCUGUUGAAUCUGACUAGUGGAGAGUUGACAGAUAGGAAGAAGGUGUCUCUAGGUAGCCAGCCUAUUACACUCCGGACUUUCUCAUCCAAGAAUACCACUUAUGUAUUUGCUGCAUCAGAUAGACCAACUGUCAUAUACAGCAGUAACAAGAAACUGCUUUACAGCAAUGUAAAUUUAAAAGAAGUCAGUCAUAUGUGCCCAUUCAACACUGCUGCUUUUCCAGACAGCCUUGCCAUUGCUAAGGAAGGUGAACUCACUAUUGGUACCAUUGAUGAUAUCCAGAAACUUCACAUCCGUUCCAUCCCACUUGGGGAACAUGCAAGGCGUAUCUGCCAUCAAGAGCAGUCUCGAACCUUCGCCAUAUGUAGUUUGAAAAAUCAGACAAGUGCUGAAGAGUCUGAGUUGCACUUUGUUCGAUUAUUAGAUGACCAAACUUUUGAGUUCUUAUCAACUUAUGGUCUUGACACCUUUGAGUAUGGUUGCUCAAUUCUUAGCUGCUCGUUUUCUGAUGAUACUAAUGUCUAUUACUGUGUUGGAACUGCAUAUGUUUUACCCGAAGAGAAUGAACCUUCAAAGGGUCGAAUAUUGGUCUUCAUUGUUGAAGAUGGGAAGUUAUUGCUUAUUGCUGAGAAGGAAACUAAAGGAGCUGUUUACUCUCUCAAUGCCUUCAAUGGCAAACUGCUGGCUGCUAUCAAUCAGAAGAUUCAGUUAUAUAAAUGGAUGCUUCGGGAUGAUGGCAGCCGUGAAUUGCAGUCUGAGUGUGGACAUCAUGGACACAUACUUGCGCUCUAUGUACAAACCCGUGGAGAUUUCAUUGUUGUUGGUGAUCUGAUGAAGUCAAUCUCAUUGCUAAUCUACAAGCAUGAAGAAGGUGCUAUCGAGGAACGAGCUCGUGACUACAACGCAAAUUGGAUGUCAGCUGUAGAGAUUCUAGAUGAUGAUGUUUACCUUGGCGCCGAAAAUAACUAUAACUUAUUUACAGUUCGGAAGAAUAGUGAAGGUGCCACUGAUGAAGAACGUGGUCGUCUUGAGGUGGUUGGUGAAUAUCAUCUUGGGGAAUUUGUGAAUCGGUUCAGGCAUGGUUCUCUGGUGAUGCGUAUGCCAGAUUCUGAUGUGGGCCAGAUUCCGACCAUCAUUUUUGGGACUAUUAAUGGUGUAAUUGGCGUCAUUGCUUCACUACCCCACGAGCAAUUCCUCUUUUUGGAGAAGCUUCAGUCAAACUUGAGGAAAGUCAUAAAGGGCGUGGGAGGGUUGAGUCACGAGCAAUGGCGGUCAUUCAACAACGAAAAGAAAACUGUAGAUGCUAAAAAUUUCUUAGAUGGCGAUCUAAUUGAGGCAUUCCUUGAUCUCAGUCGUAGUCGGAUGGAUGAGAUUUCAAGGGCAAUGGGUGUUUCGGUGGAGGAGCUUUCCAAAAGAGUUGAAGAACUGACCAGGUUGCAUUGAUGUUAUCGUCCGGCUCGAUUCACUCGUUUCUUGUGUUUUAAAAUUUGCUUGUUUAUUUUCCUCUCAACUGACUGCUUUCUUCAUUUUGUAACAUUUUCCAAAAUUUUCUCUCUGUAGUAGUUGCAGAGUGGGAAGUAAUCAUGUGUUCAUGUCGGGAAUGGUAUCCUUGUAUGGGGUCCAUUCCGGUUGUAUAUUUUCCCAUCAACUUCUAUUAGCAUCAUGUGUUACGUUUAGGCCCUGUCGAACCGGAGCCGGUAAACAUUAUGGUCCGAUGAUCAGAUCUGGCCCAUAUUGUUUUG